AUAACGCAUUAGGUUAUAAAUGUAAACAAAGUGCAAUAUUUUUAAAAAAUAAAACUAAAACAAAGCAUCGAAAUGAGCAAGUUGUGGAAGAAGUAUAUACUCUGGUUCGCCCAGGAGCAUGUGGACUUUCGUUUAGCUGAAUUUGAGUCACUGUCAAAAUUAUUUGGCUUCAAAUUUCAGCAUUUAUCCGAUCAGUUUUUGAAACCGUUUUGGCUGGUAGAGUUUCCCAAUGACGAGACUGCCCUGCAGUUUGCCUCCAGGUCCGUUGCCCUGCGUGCCAUCUUCGAGUUGUAUGCCCACGGCCAAACAUUGCACGCGUUUCAUGAAAGACUUCGCAACCAUGUGGAAUCGCACCCAGCCAAAGUUGAGGCACAUUUUGGAGCCAACACGAGCUUUAAGAUCACUGUGGAGACCUAUAAUAAGCAUUUCAGUCAGCGCGAAAAGAUAGACAAGAUUGAAACAAUGAAUUAUUUACCAUUGUCUGGUCCUGUGGAUCUUAAGCAUCCUAAAGUGGAGUGGUGGUAUAUUGAAUUCUGGGGAUUGGAUCCCACGGCCGUGCCGCCCGUUCCAGAUGACAUACUCUUCGGACGCUUACUGGCCGCAGGCCAGAGGCAUUUAAUCAAGGACCUAUCACUGAAGCAUCGAAAAUUUAUUGGCAACACCAGCAUGGAUGCCCAAUUGAGUCUACUUAUGGCCAACCAAGCACUGGUAGCUCCAGGAGAUCUGGUCUUCGACCCCUUUGUGGGCACCGGCUCAUUGCUAGUAAGUGCAGCUAAAUUUGGCGGAUAUGUAAUGGGCGCCGAUAUAGAUUACAUGAUGCUACAUGCCCGCUGCCGCCCCAGUCGUAUAACCCAAAAGGUGCGAGAGAAGGACGAGAGUAUUAGAUCAAAUCUCAAACAGUACGGUUGCGCCGAUCGCUAUAUGGAUGUGGUAGUUGCUGAUUUCUCCAAUCCCCUGUGGCAUCCGCGGGUAUCAUUUGACAGCAUCAUAACAGAUCCGCCCUAUGGCAUACGCGAGGCUACAGAAAAAGUGGAAACAAAGGUAACUGUCAAAGAGGGCACGCGAAACUCUGAUAUGGCUCACUAUCCCUCCACAUCGCAUUAUGCUCUGCAGCAGUUGUAUGCCGAUCUACUCGAUUUUGCAUCAAAGCACUUGAGAAUAGGCGGUCGUCUCGUCUGCUGGCUUCCAUUUCAUCGAGAGGACUACAGUGAAGCUACAUUACCGCAGCAUCGUAAUCUCCAACUUGUGGCAAAUUCAGAGCAAUUGUUGACGGGUCAAACGGCACGACGUCUGCUCACUUACGAGAAAUGCUCCCAAACGGAGCCAAGCGAUUGGUCCGUACCGCCCCUACACGUUGCCACUCCCUCAGAGGAUUUUCGGGACCGUUACUUUAACAAUUGUGUGGAGUCGCGUCAGGAUCGACGCAUGCGCAAAGCCGAACAUCGGGAGCAGGGACGCCUUGAAAUGCAAAGAAGAGGCAAAGUCCCAUCCGAUAGUCGGGCCAAGAAAUGCGAUUUAAAUAAAUCACGCUUUGAUUAGAAAUUAA
Messenger RNA from Drosophila willistoni, 1546 nucleotides. RefSeq names its product tRNA (guanine(10)-N2)-methyltransferase homolog. Bases 73 to 1539 code for a protein of 488 amino acids. Gene Ontology annotation, molecular function: nucleic acid binding. Gene Ontology annotation, biological process: methylation. The transcript is spliced from 4 exons. Lineage: Eukaryota; Metazoa; Arthropoda; Insecta; Diptera; Drosophilidae. The record is from RefSeq and is a predicted model, not a curated record. Gene Ontology annotation, cellular component: cytoplasm.